Messenger RNA from Morus notabilis, 919 nucleotides. RefSeq names its product aquaporin TIP4-1. The transcript has 3 exons. The record is from RefSeq and is a predicted model, not a curated record. Gene Ontology annotation, biological process: water transport; transmembrane transport. NCBI's taxonomy places the organism in Eukaryota, Viridiplantae, Streptophyta, Magnoliopsida, Rosales, Moraceae. Gene Ontology annotation, cellular component: membrane. Gene Ontology annotation, molecular function: water channel activity. Bases 112 to 855 code for a protein of 247 amino acids.
AAGAGAAGUAUAGUGCAAUAUACUUGACGUUUAUCCUACAGUUUUGUGAGUCCCGUUAAGCCCUUCAACCCUAAUUGGCUAUUGAUCAAAUUAACCCCCAGUAAUUCCAAAAUGACGAAAAUAGCAUUGGGAACCAGCGGAGAGGCUACUCAGCCGGACUGCAUUAGAGCCCUUGUGGUGGAGUUCAUCUCCACCUUUCUCUUCGUCUCCGCCAGCGUUGCAGCCACCGUCGCCGCCGAAAAGCUAGCGGCUGGCGCGAUGGUGGGGUUGAUAGCCGUGGCAGUGACACAGGCGCUUUUUGUGGCCGCGGUGGUACCUGCCGCCCAUAUUUCUGGUGGCCAUCUUAACCCGGCCGUCACUCUCGGCCUCCUCGCCGGCGGACAUAUCACCGUCGUCCGGUCCCUUCUCUAUUGGAUAGACCAGUUGUUGGCCUCUUCCGCAGCUUGUUUUCUUGUCCAGUAUCUCAGUGGAGGAUUAAGGAUUCCAGUUCAUUCACUGGGAAGUGGGGUAGGACACUUCCAAGGAGUAUUAUGGGAGAUUGUCCUUACUUUCUCCUUGCUUUUCACGGUCUAUGGUGCUAUUGUGGACCCCAAUAGGGGAGCUGUUGAUGGGCUGGGCCCAACUCUUACUGGAUUUCUGGUCGGUGCUAACACCAUAGCGGGUGGAGCCUUCACAGGCGCUUCGAUGAACCCAGCAAGAUCAUUUGGGCCUGCUUUGAUCAGCUGGAACUGGACAAAUCACUGGGUUUACUGGGUUGGGCCCUUGAUUGGUGGUGGACUCUGUGGGCUUAUCUAUCAAAAUUGCUUCAUUGUCAAAUCUCAUGUCCGUAUUUCCACUGAGGAAGGAGCUUAUUAGUUAAUUCUCUCAUACAGCGUGAUUUUGGAAUUAUAUAUGUCUUUUAUUCUUGUUAGGCCCUUCA